AUGGUCGAAUGGCUUGCUACUCCUAUCAGUCAACAUCAAAUCAUAUUACCUGCAUCAUAUUUAUCAUCUCAGCUAAUAUGUUUUAUUAUUUACAUAAAUCAAGAUCGCCUUUACGGUUACUUUGUUAAUGAAGAAUUAAAUUUUUUUGUUAUUAUUAUUUUACAAUUUCACUCAUUGAUUACUGGUUUAAAUUAUGUAAUACAAUGGACAUCACUAUGGACAUUAUUGGAUAAUUAUACAUCGGAUGAUUGGCUGCUUAUGCUAACGAUAAGCAUUGCUUCUAUACUAGCUAUAAUUCUGCUAACAGGACUUGCAUGUGAUCUGGUUUGUUCACCAUUUAUCAUGAGUUUUGAUUCAAUUGAAUACAAUGUACGAAUUGAUACACCAUUUAUGAUAGAAAAAAUGAGUCGAUUUGUUUCGCAUACAAUAAAUUAUGUUUUCUACGAAUUUAUUAUAUCAUUAUUAUCUAUUCAAGCAUGGCGUGGUUUAUAUAAAUUACUUGACGUUUUUUUAUAUCCAAGUGAUGAAAAUAUAUCAGCCAUUAUAAGUCUUGCUAUUGGUUAUUUUUCAUUUUUUGUUAUUAUGUAUACACAAUAUUUUGAAAAUAUUAUUUACCGUUUAUCAACAUUUAUCUAUUUAAAUUAUCCAUUGUUUAUACGAAAUAUUCGUCAUGUAUGUGCAUUUUUUUCAUGUGUAUUUUUAUGGAGAGGUUACUGGAUUUUAUUCGAUUUACAUAUUGCAACUAUAUCAUUUGUACAAGAAUCACCUUAUACAUCUUAUAUGUUAAUUGUAAUUGUAUCAUUUAUAAUCUUGAGUAUAAUGAAAACAGCAUCUUCAAUUAAUGGGCCUAUGUCACAAAUCGAUGAUGAAUACAAUCUUUUUCCUUUAUAUUCGAAUUGUUUUCUAGUGAAAUGGUUCAAUCAUGAAAACGAAUUAAAGAGACGAUCGUCGAAUUCAAGUAAAAUUGCAAUUAUUUAUCCAUUUACAAUAACAUCUUUUUGA
This is a messenger RNA of Rotaria socialis, 1002 nucleotides long. Lineage: Eukaryota; Metazoa; Rotifera; Eurotatoria; Philodinida; Philodinidae. The record is from the annotation of a GenBank genome assembly.